Messenger RNA from Rhizoctonia solani, 1239 nucleotides. RefSeq lists its product as uncharacterized. The record is from RefSeq and is a predicted model, not a curated record. NCBI's taxonomy places the organism in Eukaryota, Fungi, Basidiomycota, Agaricomycetes, Cantharellales, Ceratobasidiaceae. Bases 1 to 1239 code for a protein of 412 amino acids. The transcript has 2 exons.
AUGCGUUCCUUCGACUCUCGCAAAGCAAUUCAUGCCCGGGUUCAAGCAAGACAGGAGCCUGUGCCCGUUGUGGCCCCUCGUCAAGAGGCGUCAGUUACCGUCCCGUUCGAGAUCAGCUUUUCCAUGCCCACAGCUACCAACCUGAUUAUUGAUACGUCCGUAAUGACUUUCGCCCCUCCUCCUACUGCGAUUCUUCGUGCUCCUCCCACAAGCUCGAGUACGCCCCUCAUAGAAAGCUCUCUCUCGUCCUCAAGCUCUGUUUCAACAGCCACCGCCGAAGCAAGCGCAGAUUCAACUCCGCUUGUGCUUGACCCGGCUCAGAGAGUGUACGAUGGAAUUGCCAACUCGGCGCUACACUCCCUUCCCCCGGCCGUUAUCGGCAUAGCUUCUGGAGGUUCCGCGCUAAUUAAAGAGGCCGUUUACGGCGACAAACCUCAAUAUUCGCCCAGAGAUGACGAGCCGCCUCAUUCAGUCGAGGCGGAUCGUCGAACCGUGCCUGUAGGUGACUCGUAUUUCCCAGAAGGCGAAACAUGGCAAAAAUUCGACGGGCGUACGGCGAAUCAUCCCGAGUCUUUCAUUUACACUGGCAACGGUCUACCCGAAGGAAUGGGUCCAGGCUCACCCGAUUCACCUGGUUCCAACGGUCCAUCUCCCAGGUCCGGUGUUCCACUUGCUCGGCCUCGGCCCCAGUUUGCCAAUCCUCGUCGUGCUCAAGUCGAGAGUGUCUUCUCCAACGUUUCCUUCCCGACCACGCAUCGCGCUGAUAGCAUACGCCACAGUUUCUUUCCCGAAGGCUACGAGCAUGAAGGUGAAGUCUGGGAUCUCGCUUCUCCUAGCUUUGCCAACGAAGGAGCACGCCCCAGCUUCGAGUCUACCACUGUAAACCGCGCUAGUAUCUUCGGAGAAGCCAGUGCUCGCGCAAGAGGCAGUGUAGUCAUCUACGAGUCUCACCCUAUCCGCCCACCUACUAUUGUAGAUGAUCCAUUUGCUGCCCCGGCUGAUCUGCCUUCCCCUGCCAAGGAGAGGUUUGCAUCCAAGAAGAGUUUGGAUGCCCCAGGGAAGAGGAGUUACGACGCCGCGAAGAGGAGUGUGGAUGGCGGAAAGAAGAGCUUUGAAGCAUAUAGUAUGCAAGUCCGAUCGCGGGAUGCUCGCGCGGCUGCACUUGACACUCUGGCUGAGGAUGCAGACGAGACUUCAGCUCAAGGUCACGGUACUAUCUCUUCGGCGCGGGCAAAGUAA